GCGGGUCGAAGCAGUUUCAUUCAGAUUUCCAUCAGAAUGCACUCAAUUACUCUGAAUAGAACCAACUUUAUGGACCCAUUUCUGCUUUAGUGUCCAUGGUGCCUUCCCAGCUUCACUUCCAAGACAGCUCAACGUUCUUCCAUCCCAAGCUUUUCCAAAUUUCAGCAAUCUUUCCACCGCUACAGCUGCAUUCUGUUGUCGCCAUUCAGCUCUUCUUCUUCUUCACUUUCUCAUCUACCUGCAAGCCUGAAAUACAUUUCUCCAUGCGCUUUUUCAAGAACAUCAUGAAGACGGCUGUCGGCUGGCUCCAACAGCAAGUCGUUCUAGAAGAACCUCCAACCGUCAUCCAGAGCAUCACCCCACAAGUACACCCACAGGUCCUCUCGCAGCCCAGAAACCUUGUCGAAACCCAUCUCUGUCCACGUCUCCAGCUCUGGCUUAAAGUCGUCUCGGUAGACCUCAGACAAGUCCGUUCCUGGGACCCGGACCACCCCGCCAACAUGGCGCUCACGAUGCUUUGGGGACGUCACGCGCCGUUGGAGGCCCUCCAGAAGGCGCUCGUUGUCGAGAGAUUCUUUGCCGGGAUCGGCAAAAAUUCCAAAUGGAGGCUGUACCUGGCAAUGUCUCGCUUCGGCCUCCAGGCUCAUCUGACACUACGUCUCACAGAAGGAAAAGAGACGCCGCCGGUGGCUGGAGAGGAGGAAGAUGAUGGGAUCCACGGCACCCCCGCCGAGGCGGCCGCGGACAAGGCUCUACAGAGGCUGGCCCAAACUUCCCCCGCAGUCGAUCUUGUGCGGUGCACCACCUGUCCCUCGAGUCGUCGCAUAGAAUGCGCCCUCCGUGGUGACUAUCGAGCCCCCGGCCGUUACACCGAAGUUUGAGAACUCGACAUCUACAGCAAUGACGUCUCGUAAAAGAUAUCGUGACCGUCUGGCUGCCCGAAGAGAGCGAACAUCUUCAAGACUUCGAUACGAGAUGAUUUAGAACUAGAACCUCCACACCGAGUGAUGGGGGAUUGAUAUGCGAAUCAUGUACCGAGUUUGGAUGGAUGUCAUGACAGGACAAUUUCAAUAAUCUACAACUCGCAUCACGCCACAUGAGAUUACGUGAAAAGUCCGGCAGUUGACCAACACUAGCAAGUCUGGGCAUCUUAGCAUCGGACAAAGGGAGUGGUGUGGCACA
Pyricularia oryzae 70-15 is the source of this 1182-nucleotide messenger RNA. RefSeq lists its product as uncharacterized. The transcript has 2 exons. The record is from RefSeq and is a predicted model, not a curated record. NCBI's taxonomy places the organism in Eukaryota, Fungi, Ascomycota, Sordariomycetes, Magnaporthales, Pyriculariaceae. The coding region runs from base 96 to 881 and encodes 261 amino acids.